Messenger RNA from Amoebophrya sp. A120, 3025 nucleotides. NCBI's taxonomy places the organism in Eukaryota, Dinophyceae, Syndiniales, Amoebophryaceae. The record is from the annotation of a GenBank genome assembly.
AGUUCUACGACGUAGUUGUGGCAUCAACAAUGGUGCCAUCAACAGUAGCAGUAGCACCCCGUUCUCGAUGGCUCCUUUGGUUCCACUUCAGCUACCCACCACAAAAAGUACUUCUUUUCCCGAUCUUCUUUUCGAAUUACUUAUAAGGAGAGUCGUCCACUAGCGCUAUCAUUAUUAUCCUCAAUUCUGCAGCGCGGUGCUUUUUUCCACUUUUUCAAAGACGAUCUUCCUUGUAUUAGUAUUUGUUUUAGAUCGAUUUCGCGGUAGUUCUGAUAUUGGUGCAGAAACUCCUUUCACGCUUCCCUUGGCGCUUAUUCGUAUUCCUACUUUAGACCAUAACCAUUUUUUUCAAAAGGAAGACAGAGAUAAAAAACGCUCUUUUCGAAAAAUACUUUACAUUCUUGUUGUUUUUGCGAUCGAAGUGUGACAACUUUCGAGGUCACGAAAAAUGAGUGCUCCGAAGCUCCAAAUUUCUGGGGACGUGGCCGUCCGCGACCAUCUGCAUGAAGCUCAGGGUUUGGUUGAUGGUACCCCAUCCCACAGCCAGCAGCUUCAAGCUCGCACAAGCUCUCGAGUGCUCGCGCCGUGGGAAGAAACAUCCAGUCCAAGCAGCAAACGCACCGCGACGCAGCUGAGUGCGCAACGAUUGACACGACUAAAAGGUGUGGACGUGCUGCGCGAUCCGUACUUGAACAAAGGAACAGCCUUCACGGAGCGGGAAAGGGACAUGCGUAUCGGGAUUUUUUCAGAACUUGCCUUGCUUUUCUUGUAGUUACAUCGAGCUGAUGAAGCAUGUAGAUGCGAAUCUGGAUGAUCGUAACGAGGAUUUUCAUAAUUUAGUCGAACCCGUUUCGAAGCCCAAGUGCAAGUUGCUUGUCUUUAUUAUCUUCAGCGAAUUGUAAACACGAUGAAAAUGAAUACAACAGUGGGUCUUCGCGGUCUGCUCGCGCCGAAGGUAAGUACGAUCGAGGAGCAGUUGAAGCGUCAGUAUACCAAAUUUAACGAAUGCCCGUCCAGUAUUGCGAAAUACCACUUUCUUGCCUCCAUUCACAACCGCAACGAAACGCUGUACUACCGCUUUCUGCUUUCCUACGUCACCGAGACAAUGCCGAUCGUGUACACCCCGACGGUGGGCCAGGCCUGCUUGGAGUUUUCGGACAGCUAUCGUGCCAGAGCGCGAGGUCUCUUUUUCUCCAAGAACGACGUGCCCCACUUCCGCGAGAUGUGCCGCAACUGGCCCCAGCACGACGUCGAGAUUAUCGUCAUCACGGACGGGAGCCGCAUUCUGGGCCUGGGAGAUCUCGGUAUCAACGGAAUGGGCAUCCCCAUCGGAAAGCUCGCACUGUACGUUGCGGCCGCCGGCUUUCUCCCCUGGCGCACGCUGCCCAUCACGGUUGAUUUGGGGACGAACAACCAGAAGUUCCUGGAUUCCGAGACCUACAUUGGCCUGAAAUCCCAGCGUCCAAACGACGAGGAAUUUUACUCCAUCAUGGACGACCUGAUCCAAGCCAUCAAGUGGCGGUGGCCGGAUGUGCUCAUCCAGUUUGAGGACUUCUCGAACGAGCACGCGUUUGGCUUGCUGGACAAGUACCGUGACCAGACUCUGUCCUUCAACGAUGACAUCCAAGGCACGGCGGCAACCGUGCUCGCCGGAAUCAUUGCCGGUAUGAAGUCAGAUCGGGUUGCUGAUCAUUUGAAAACUUUAGAAAUAGAAAUAUCAUUUGUGAGGAAGGCAACAUGCGUAUGAAAUCAUUUUAGUUUACGAAUAAAGAUAGAACAAUAUCAUGUAGUGGAAAUUUGUCCUCUUCAUACUAACAGCCUUGCGUAUCCAACCCGCCUCCGUCUUAACCGAGGGCGUUCCGGAGGACCGCAACAAGACCACCCUGCUUCGCGACCAGCGGAUCGUGUUUCUCGGCGCUGGUUCUGCGGGCGCUGGCGUCGCUGAUUUGAUCGCCGCCGGCAUGGAAGUGGAGGGCAAGCGGGCCGGGGACAACAAAACCAUCGAGUACUACCGAAAAAACAACUUUUGGAUGAUCGACUCCAAGGGGUUGGUGACAACCACCCGGGGCGACAAAUUGCAGGACCACAAGGUCCCCUUCGCACGUGACGACCCGCCAGUGGGCACGUUGUUGGAAGUGAUCCAGCAGGCAAAGCCAACGAUUUUGCUGGGUCUGGCAGGGCUGCCGGGAGGCGCCUUCACCGAACAAAUGAUCAAAACCAUGGACAAGGACUGUAUAAUUUCUCUAUCAUUCUUGUCUUCUGAUUUUUUCCUUUUCGUCAAAGGCCCCUUGGUUGUGGUGUUAAUUUUUUCGAACUAGUUGAAAAAGCUGGCGCCACUAUGAAAAUGAAAUCUUCCAACAGGCACUGCUGCUGGUCUUCGGCCGAUCGUCAUGGCGUUGUCGAAUCCGACAAGCAAGGCCGAGUGUACUGCCGAGCAGUGUUACACCUGGACCGAGGGCAAGGCUAUUUUCGCUUCUGGAAGUCCGUUCGAUCCGGUCACGCUGCCGAACGGAAAGACCUACCACACGGGACAGGGGAACAACAUGUAUUACUAAUAAGUAUACUCAAUCACGUACACAAAAUUUGAAGUCGAAAAUCACCAGCCAAGUUGCAGCAGCAGUUGGUAGCUCGACGUCCACCUUCUUAAAGAUACUUCAUAUGCAUGCGAAAGAGUAGCAGUAAGACUAAUGAUUUGCAAUUCCCAAUCCCUACGAACCUCGUUCACAGGUACAUUUUCCCAGGCGUUGGUUACGGUGCAGUGCAGUGCAAGGCGGAAAAGAUCACAAACACCAUGUUUUACGAGGCAGCACGCAAGCUCGCCCUGCAGACAAAGGUGGAAGAUUUGAAAAAAGGGUCCGUCUACCCGGAACUGGGUCGCAUUCGCGAGAUCACCGCGAACGUAGCCGCCGGCGUGUGCGAAGUGGCGGAGCAGGAGGGUCUGACCGCCGUCGCACGACCACCGAAUGGUUGGCUGAUGCAUUUGAAGCAAGCAAUGUGGUGGCCGCAAUACGAGUCAUACUUGUAG